AUGCAAACUGAUGAAUUAGAGCAUCACACUUUCAACAACACAUUGGUCGACGAAAGUGUGCUUGACGACGAUUGUAUUAUUAUCACUGAUGACUUGGAUGAACAUGCUCUUUUGGAUGAAGUGCCCAAAAUUAAUGAAAUUAAUCAGCAGAAAGAGAAAUCAGCAGAAAGAGAAAUGGACAAUUUAACGAUUCUUGGUGAAAAACCAGAACUCACACUAUCAAAGAGAGACACGACCGAGAAUGGUGACCAUCAAGUUUCUGACUUUCGAACCAUUGAUGAUCAAGCGGCAAUAAGUCGAUUAAUUGAUGAACUCGUCCAAAAAGUUAUUCCAGAAGAAAAUGUUUCAUCCGAUGCUCCUAUCACUACGUCAACGGCAGAUACAAAUGAGGAGUUUGACAUGGAUAUCAAAAAAGUGACAACGUUUAGUGAUUCUCUAGGACCUCGAAAACAG
Molecule: messenger RNA, 453 nt
Organism: Mesorhabditis belari
Lineage: Eukaryota; Metazoa; Nematoda; Chromadorea; Rhabditida; Rhabditidae
Source: the annotation of a GenBank genome assembly